UAAGAACCAUUAUUUUUUUUUUUUUGAAUUUUUUUUUCACCUUGUCUUGUUGGUUUGAUUUUUACUGCCUUUUCUGGUUGCUGAGAAAUUGGGUCCAUUUUGGAAACAAGCAUUUAUGAUUCACCCAUCCAUGUGAAAAAAUUUAACACAAAAGGACAUAAAAAAUUCUAGUCUUGCUUUGCUUCUUCAUUCUGUAAUGCCACAUGCAUGAUUUGAAUGAAGUUUUAUUUUGAGAUAAUAAGAUUCAGUGUGUAUAUACAUUUCAAGGUUUGAAUUUUCUGGCUCUUCCAACUCUGAAGAUAGUAUUGUGAUAAAGGGAAGAAGAAAAUGCAGAAGCCGGGGCAGGCCGUUGAUUUCGCCCUGAAGGAGACAUAUCCGAAGAUAGGAGCAGGGGCAGUAACAGGUGACAAGCUAUCAUGCACCUAUGAUCUUGUUGAACAGAUGCAAUAUUUGUAUGUUAGAGUUGUGAAAGCCAAGGAUUUGCCUUCAAAGGAUGUAACUGGUGGUGUUGAUCCCUAUGUUGAAGUGAAGCUUGGAAACUACAAGGGAAUUACCAAGCAUUUUGAAAAGAAGUCCAAUCCUGAAUGGAACCAGUGCUUUGCAUUCUCCAAGGACAGGAUUCAAGCCUCAGUCUUGGAGGUUGUUGUCAAAGACAAGGAUGUUGUUGUUGAUGAUUUUGUUGGGAGGGUUUGGUUUGAUCUGAAUGAGAUCCCCAAACGCGUUCCGCCGGAUAGUCCUCUGGCUCCACAGUGGUACAGAUUGGAGACUAGAAAGGGCGAAAAGGCGAAAGGAGAGUUGAUGCUAGCGGUUUGGAUGGGGACUCAAGCGGAUGAGGCUUUUCCUGAUUCAUGGCAUUCUGAUGCAGCAAUGGUUGGAACUGAAUCUGUUGCAAACAUAAGAUCAAAGGUUUAUCUCUCACCAAAGCUUUGGUAUGUUAGAGUGAAUGUGAUUGAGGCUCAGGACUUGGUACCUAGUGAUAAAACCAGGUACCCUGAAGUUUAUGUGAAGGCUAAUCUAGGACAUCAAAUACUAAGGACUAGGGUGUCUCAAAUUAAGACAAUCAAUCCAAUGUGGAAUGAGGAUUUGAUGUUUGUUGCUGCUGAGCCAUUUGAGGAGCCUUUGGUUUUGACAGUGGAAGACAGAGUUGGACCAAACAAAGAUGAAACCUUAGGAAGGUGUUUGAUUCCUCUGCACCAAGUGCAAAGGAGGCUAGAUCACAAGCCUGUGAACACAAGAUGGUUCAAUCUUGAGAAGCAUAUUGGUGCUGAAGGGGAGAAAAAGGAGACGAAAUUUGCUAGCCGGAUUCAUUUAAGGGUGUGUUUGGAUGGAGGGUACCAUGUGUUGGAUGAAUCAACUCAUUAUAGUAGUGAUCUUAGACCAACUGCCAAACAGCUUUGGAAGCCUAGUAUUGGAAUUCUUGAAGUUGGGAUCAUAAGUGCACAAGGGCUAAUGCCAAUGAAGACAAGAGAUGGUAGAGGAACUACUGAUGCUUAUUGUGUGGCAAAAUAUGGCCAGAAAUGGAUCCGAACUCGGACAAUUGCAGAUAGCUUUGCACCAAAGUGGAAUGAGCAAUACACUUGGGAGGUUUUUGAUCUAUCUACUGUUAUCACUGUAGGUGUCUUUGAUAAUGGUCAUUUACAUGGCGGUGGCGACAAAUCCGGUGGAUCAAAAGAUUCUAGGAUAGGGAAGGUGAGGAUUAGGCUAUCAACUCUUGAAUCUGAUAGAGUUUAUACUCACUCUUACCCUCUUCUAGUGCUGCAUAAUUCUGGUGUGAAGAAAACUGGUGAAGUUCAAUUGGCUGUUAGGUUCACAAGCUCAUCUUUCAUAAACAUGAUGUAUCUUUAUUCCCAGCCUUUGUUGCCAAAGAUGCAUUACAUCCACCCUCUAUCUGUGAUCCAGCUGGACAAUCUGCGGCACCAGGCAACGCAGAUUGUGUCGAUGAGGCUGAGCCGGGCUGAGCCGGCUCUAAGGAAAGAGGUUGUGGAAUACAUGCUUGAUGUGGAUUCACAUAUGUGGAGCAUGAGGAGAAGCAAGGCUAAUUUCUUCAGAAUAAUGAAAGUUCUUGGUGGUUUAAUAGCAUUUGGGAGAUGGUUUGAUCAGAUAUGCAAUUGGAAAAACCCCAUCACAACAAUACUAAUCCAUAUCCUUUUCAUAAUCUUGGUUCUUUAUCCUGAACUAAUCCUCCCUACAAUCUUCUUGUAUCUUUUCUUGAUUGGGAUUUGGAACUUUCGAUGGCGGCCACGACACCCUCCCCAUAUGGACACAAGGCUCUCACAUGCUGAUGCUGCUCACCCUGAUGAACUUGAUGAAGAGUUUGAUUCAUUUCCAACUUCAAGAUCAUCAGAUAUUGUUAAAAUGAGGUAUGAUCGGUUAAGGAGCAUUGGAGGGAGAGUGCAAACUGUGGUAGGAGACUUGGCCACACAAGGAGAAAGGUUUCAAAGUUUGUUAAGUUGGAGAGAUCCAAGGGCUACAACAUUGUUUGUGACAUUCUGUCUUGUUGCUGCUGUAGUUCUUUAUGUUACUCCUUUUCAGGUUGUGUGCCUUCUCAGUGGAUUCUAUGUUCUGAGACAUCCAAGGUUUCGCCAUAAGCUUCCAUCAGUUCCAAUCAACUUCUUUAGGAGAUUGCCAGCAAGAUCAGAUAGCAUGUUGUAAGCAAGAUGGAUUAGUGCUAUUGACACUGCAUUCAAAUUACCUUAGACAUUGUUAAAUGACAUUAUCAUUCUGUAAAUUUUGUCCACAUAAAGUGGGAAUAUUAUUUCAUGGUGUUGCAGUUGUUUCUUUGGAA
Messenger RNA from Arachis duranensis, 2785 nucleotides. Its product is annotated as FT-interacting protein 3. The transcript has 2 exons. The coding region runs from base 328 to 2652 and encodes 774 amino acids. Lineage: Eukaryota; Viridiplantae; Streptophyta; Magnoliopsida; Fabales; Fabaceae. The record is from RefSeq and is a predicted model, not a curated record.